CAAUUAUUUAAGAUGUGAAAAAGUUCCUGUUACUCUUUUGUUUUACUUUGUUUCGUCACUUUUAGAGAGACAGCAUUAGGGUUGAAAUGUCAUUAGCUCAAUUACCAAAAGUCUUAGUGGUUGGUUCUGGAGGUGUAGGAACCAUUGCUGCGUUAUCAUUAUGGACUAGAAAGAGAUCGAAUGUAACACUUGUUGUUCGAUCUGAUUAUCAAAAGAUAAUUGAUAAAGGAUUUACUAUUAAUUCAUGUACUUAUGGUCAUAUAGAAAAUUGGAGACCUCAUAAUGUAGCCAAAUCUGUUGAAGAUGCUGCUAAAUAUGGAGAAUUUGAUUAUAUUAUAGUUACUACUAAAAAUAUUCCUGAUGGUAAAAUGACUUGUGAAGAAAUUAUUAAACCAGCAGUUAGUGAUAAAUCAACAAUUCUUCUUAUGCAAAAUGGUAUUGGAAUUGAUACUCCAAUGCAUCAAGCAUUUCCUAAAAAUGUAAUUCUUAGUGCAGUAACUCAUAUUGGUUCAACCAAUUAUAAUGGAAUUAUUGAAAAUAAAGGUCCUGAUAAUGUAUUUCUUGGAGAUUUUAAAAAGGAAUCAUCUCCAAAAGUACGUCAAAUUAUUGAAAAUUUUAUUCAUAUAUAUAAGAAUGAUAAUGAUUUAAAUUUCAUUAGAGUAGAUGAAAAUGUAUCACAAACUAGAUGGGAAAAACUUAUUUAUAAUUCAGUAUUUAAUCCAGUUACUGCUAUUCUUAAUAUUGAUGUUACUAGAUGUCAAAUUAAUGGUUUAAAUGAUAGUAUAUUUAGACCAGCAAUGAGAGAACUUAUUUCUAUUGCUAAAUCUGAAGGAGUAGAAAUUGAUGAAGAAGAAAAAAUUGAAAAAUUCAUUCAUAUUGGUGAUGGACUCUUUUAUUCUCCAUCUAUGUGUGUUGAUCAAAAGAAGAAUCAAUUAAUGGAAUUAGAAAUUAUAUUAGGUAAUCCUCUUAAGAUUGCUGCUAAAAAUGGAGUAUCUACACCAAUAUUAAGUUUAAUUUAUGGUCUUGUAUCGGUAGUUCAAUUUAGAAUUAAAGAAAGUAUUGGACUCCUCAAAAUCAAUGAAGACGAUUUUAAAAUUGAUAGUGAUAAACUUCAUGAUGUUUACCUUGAAAAAUAUGCUCAUAAAUAAAUAAAUAUAUAUAUAUAU
Molecule: messenger RNA, 1166 nt
Organism: Scheffersomyces amazonensis
Lineage: Eukaryota; Fungi; Ascomycota; Pichiomycetes; Serinales; Debaryomycetaceae
Exons: 1
Coding region: 87-1148 (353 amino acids)
Biological process (GO): pantothenate biosynthetic process
Cellular component (GO): cytoplasm
Molecular function (GO): 2-dehydropantoate 2-reductase activity
Source: RefSeq, a predicted model, not a curated record